GGUGGCGCCAGUCGCUGGUCAACCUCCGAGGACGACGGCCGCCGCUGCUGCCAUUCUCUCACUUGUACCUUCACAUUAAGUUCUAUUGAGUCCUCGUAUUAUUACAAGUGACAAUGGCGUCCAGCACCAGCCCAAGCAUAAGCCAGCGCCAAAAGUUCUUGAAUGAGGUUCUUGCCAUUGAAUUGGCUUAUAACGACUUAAAGAAGCAUAAUGUGGAUUUAACUACCAUGAAAGGACUGACACAGAGUUUUGAAGUAAUUUGUUCAGCAUUGGACAAGUUAAAAGCAGAACACACAAGAACAACCGGCUCUGAGACUGGUGGGGACCAAGAAUUGCCUUCCAGUGCAGACAAGCCAAGUGUGGAUAUCAGCACUAAAAUGGAGGACGAUGAAAUGAACCUACAAAUGAAAGGGAAACAGUUCGGAAGAAUAAUGAAGUGUCUUCUUAAAGAAUUGGCGAAUCAACUAGAUAAACAACGGGAACAACUACGUAUACAAGAUGAAGAACCAGAUAGUUUGACGACAUUUCUGUGUGGAUUUCGUCAAACAUUGGAGAAGAUACUGAAUGAGAUUAUUUGGCGUGAAGACCGCAUUUCCCCACAGAAAACUCUGGCAGGAAAACGUAAAGACUUGCAGGAACCAGUUCGUCUUCAUGUUUCACUGGAACCAGUAUACCCUCAGCCAUUGCAGGUCCCAACACCUCUUCAGGGAUUGCAAAUAAUAUUUCAGACAUCGCCAAACCCAGUGCACUCUCAGCCAUUACCGACUCGAGUAUGCCCCUCAAAAUCUCAAGAUCCAAAAUGCCCUCAUACAUUGCAGGACGCAGUGUGCCCUCAGACACCGCAGGACGCAGUGUGCCCUCAGAUACCGCAGGACGCAGUGUGCCCUCAGACACCGCAGGACGCAAUAUGCCCUCAGGCACCGCAGGAUGCAGUGUGCCCUCAGACACCACAGGACACAAUAUGCUCUCAGACACCGCAGGACGCAAUAUGCCCUCAGACACCGCAGGACGCAGUGUGCCCUCAGACACUGCAGGACACAAUAUGCCCUCAGACACCGCAGGACGCAGUGUGCCCUCAGACACCGCAGGACGCAGUGUGCCCUCAGACACCGCAGGACACAAUAUGCCCUCAGACACCGCAGGACGCAGUGUGCCCUCAGACACUGCAGGACACAAUAUGCCCUCAGACACCGCAGGACGCAGUGUGCCCUCAGACACCGCAGGACGCAGUGUGCCCUCAGACACCGCAGGACGCAGUGUGCCCUCAGACACCGCAGGACGCAAUAUGCCCUCAGACACCGCAGGACGCAGUGUGCCCUCAGACACCGCAGGACGCAGGCUGCCCUCAGACACCGCAGGACGCAGUGUGCCCUCAGACACCGCAGGACGCAGUGUGCCCUCAGACACCGCAGGACGCAAUAUGCCCUCAGACACCGCAGGACGCAGUAGGCCCUCAGACACCACAGGAUGCAGUGGGCCCUCAGACACCUCAGGACGCAGUGUGCCUUCAGACACCACGGGACGCAGUGGGCACUCAGACACCACAGGAUGCAGUGUGCCCUCAGACAUCGCAGGACGCAGUGUGCCCUCAGACACCACGGGACGCAGUGGGCACUCAGACAUCGCAGGAUGCAGUGUGCCCUCAGACACCACGGGACGCAGUGGGCACUCAGACAUCGCAGGAUGCAGUGUGCCCUCAGACACCACGGGACGCAGUGGGCACUCAGACAUCGCAGGAUGCAGUGUGCCCUCAGACACCGCAGGACGCAGUGGGCCCUCAGAUACCACAGGACGCAGUGGGCCCUCAGACAUCGCAGGAUGCAGUGUGCCCUCAGACAUUGCAGGAUGCGGUGUGCCCUCAGUCAUCACAGGACGCAGUGUGCCCUCAGACAUCACAGGACGCGGUGUGCCCUCAGACACCGCAGGACGCAGUCUGCCCUCAGACAUCACAGGACGCGGUGUGCCCUCAGACACCGCAGGACGCAGUCUGCCCUCAGACAUCACAGGACGCGGUGUGCCCUCAGACACCGCAGGACGCAGUGUGCCCUCAGACACCGCAGGACGCAGUCUGCCCUCAGACACCGCAGGACGCAGUGUGCCCUCAGACACCGCAGGACGCAGUCUGCCCUCAGACACCGCAGGACGCAGUGUGCCCUCAGACAUCGCAGGACGCGGUGUGCCCUCAGUCAUCGCAGGACGCAGUGUGCCCUCAGACAUCACAGGAUGCAGUGUGCCCUCAGACAUCACAGGACGCGGUGUGCCCUCAGACACCGCAGGACGCAGUGUGCCCUCAGACACCGCAGGACGCAGUCUGCCCUCAGACACCGCAGGACGCGGUGGGCCCUCAGACACCGCAGGACGCAGUGUGCCCUCAGACACCGCAGGACGCAGUGGGCCCUCAGACAUCGCAGGACGCAGUGGGCCCUCAGACACCGCAGGACGCAGUGGGCCCUCAGACAUCGCAGGACGCAGUGGGCCUUCAGACACCGCAGGAUGCAGUGUGCUCUCAGACACCGCAGGAUGCAGUGUGCCCUCAGACACCGCAGAAUGCAGUGGACCGUAAGACACCGCAGGACGCAGUGGACCGUCAGACACCGCAGGAUGCAGUGGGCCGUCAGACACCACAGGACGCAGUGGACCGUCAGACACCACAGGACGCAGUGUGCCGUCAGACACCGCAGGACGCAGUGGACCGUCAGACACCACAGGACGCAGUGUGCCGUCAGACACCGCAGGACGCAGUGGACCGUCAGACACCGCAGGAUGCAGUGGGCCGUCAGACACCACAGACUCCAACUGAUACUCAAGCAGUUUCAGGAUCGGAUUCCUCAUUCGAGGGCGUGUCUCCCCUUUCUAUGCGUUUUAUGUUUGGAUCUUAUUCCUUUGAGAGUAAAGUAGAACUUCCACCACCAUCUCCCUAUGGGAAACCAGGUUCCCCAUACUCUACGUCAGACAAGGAAUCUGACACAUCGAGGCAACAUUCACCAGGCAAGGAGUUCAUCGAAGGUAAUCAUCAAACAUCUCUAAGCAAGAAGCAGACUGAAGAACCAAAUCAAACUUCAUUUAAUUAGUUUGUCAGAGACGAUAAUGUAGAUUUCACAAUUAUGAAAGAAGCCGUAAAUACUAUAAGAAAUUAAUAAGAAACCAUUAAAUUAUUCAUAAACUUAAGCUUAUUAAAGAAAGGGCUAAUACAAAGAAAGUAACACCAUAAUUUAUCAUUGAUAACUGCUUGUCAUUAAUAUUAAAAGGUUUAAUUCUUAACUCAGAUUUGUUCCAGUUUCUAAGGAAACUCGGUGAUGCUUAUUGUUUAUUUUUUGUCUGGUAUUUAAACUAUAAGUGUAAAGGGCAUGUGAACUCUCAUGUAAAUUGUGAGCAUUAUAACUCGGAAGUUAUAUUAUUUUCAGAAUAAUAAUGUUCUUACUUUUAAUAUGUACGUAUCAGUAUGGAUGUUGAUAUUUGUCCUCAGGUAAUAAACUAAAGAGUUAAGUUGAAAAGGCAUGUCAGCUCUAUGUGAAUUAUGAGCAUUAUAACUCGUUGGAAGUUAAAUUAUUUUCAGAAUAAUAAUGUUCUUACUUUUAAUAUGUAUCUGAAUGGAUGUUGAUAUUUGUCUUCAAGUAAUCAGAGCAGAGGUGACUUUCAAAACACUUUAACCAACAAUUGCUACGGGUUUGGGCAAUUUUUCCUUACUUUAAGGUUAAAAGUAAUAUGAUAACCUGUCGUUUAUUUGUCAAUAAAUGUAAAUCUUAUUUCCAACAAGUAGAUAAACAAUGGAUAUAAAUACACGUUUUGCUUCAUUAUACAUCAAUAAAUUAUAAU
This is a messenger RNA of Procambarus clarkii (red swamp crayfish), 3816 nucleotides long. Its product is annotated as cell surface glycoprotein 1. The record is from RefSeq and is a predicted model, not a curated record. NCBI's taxonomy places the organism in Eukaryota, Metazoa, Arthropoda, Malacostraca, Decapoda, Cambaridae.